UGCAACGAGCAUGCGCAUUUGCAUUGUGAGUGAGAACCACAUGUCUGUUUGAUGUCAUGGCGGAGAGAGGAGACAGCUCAGAUGAGGAGCCAACCAUUGCCGAAGAUGUCGUCGUUACCAAAUACAAGAUGGCUGGAGAUAUGGCCAACCGUAUCCUAAAGACAGUGAUUGAUGGCUGCAUUGAGGGUGCUAAAGUACUCGAUCUUUGCCAGUUAGGGGAUCAGAUGAUUCUAGAAGAAGCAGGCAAAGUUUUCAAGAAAGAAAAAGAGAUGAAGAAAGGCAUUGCAUUUCCGACUUGCAUAUCAGUCAAUAACUGUGUCUGUCAUUUCUCUCCUCUCAAGUCUGAUCCUUUAGUAACACUCGUCAAUGGAAAUCUUGUUAAAGUUGAACUAGGGGUACAUGUUGAUGGUUUUAUAGCAGCUGUGGCACACACUACAGUGGUUGGAUGUUCAAAAGAUAAUAAAGUGACUGGUAGAUUAGCUGAUGUGUUAAUGGCUGGACACAUUGCAUCUGAGAUUGCCUACAGAAUGGUAGUACCAGGAGGAGAGAGUCUGGCAGUGACAGAUGCCAUCAAUAGAGUUGGUGCUGAUUUUAAAUGUUCACCAGUUGAGGGUAUCCUCUCUCACAGAUUAAAGAAGAAUUUGUACGAUAGUGAAAAGACUAUAAUUCUUAACCCCAGCGACUCUCAGAAGAGAGAAUACAAAUCGAGUGAGUUUGAGUUACACGAAGUAUACGCCAUUGAUGUUAUCAUUAGUACAGGAGAUGGAAAGUCAAGACAGCAAGACACUAGGACUACUGUGUACAAGAGAACUGAAGAUAAUUAUAAUCUUAGAAUGAAGUCCUCCAGAGCAUUUUUCAGUGAAGUUUGUAGCAAGUUUGAUGUAAUGCCAUUUUCAUUGAGAUCUUUUGAAGAGGAAGGAAAGGCAAGAAUGGGCGUAGUCGAGUGCACUAAUCAUAAUUUAUUGGAACCGUUUCAUGUACUGUAUGAAAAAGAAGGAGAAUUCGUAGCUCAAUUCAAGUUUACUGUAUUGCUGAUGCCAAAUGGACCUUUAAAAAUAACUAAUACAUUAUUUGAUUAAUCAGUGAUUGAGAGUACCAAUAAAUUAGAGGAUACAGAACUAAAGACAUUAUUAGCAACAUGAGUGUCAAAGAAAGCUAAGAAGAAGAAGAAGAAGUCUGGAAAGUCGUCAGCAGCCACAGAUGAAGCCGAGACAGGAACAAAUGAUGACUAGAAUAAGUUUAAUUGAUUUAUUUAUAGAUUAAUUAUUGUUUCUUCUACUUGUUACAAAGAUAAUUUAUUUUGUUAAUACCAAUCGUGUGCUAACAUA
This is a messenger RNA of Amphimedon queenslandica, 1328 nucleotides long. Its product is annotated as proliferation-associated protein 2G4-like. The record is from RefSeq and is a predicted model, not a curated record. NCBI's taxonomy places the organism in Eukaryota, Metazoa, Porifera, Demospongiae, Haplosclerida, Niphatidae. Bases 57 to 1079 code for a protein of 340 amino acids. The transcript has 13 exons.